UCCUAUCAAUAAGUAAAGUUUCUAAACAACCAUAUCAUAUCUCGAUCGAAUUAACAUCUCAUUCUCUAGCUCUCUCUCUUUAUCUCUCAUAAAUGAAACCAUUUCGUGCAAUAAACUUAAGUUCUUCCAGUGAUCAGAACGAGGAAGAGAUGGAUGUAAGAAAAGGUCCAUGGAUUGUUGAAGAGGACAAUUUGCUCGUCAACUACAUCGCCGUCCACGGCGAAGGUCACUGGAACUCUGUCGCUCGUUAUGCAGGGCUGAAACGAACUGGGAAAAGCUGCAGAUUGAGAUGGUUGAACUAUCUCCGACCAAAUGUUCGGCGUGGCGACAUCACCCUCCAAGAACAGUUAUUGAUUCUUGAACUCCAUUCUCGAUGGGGAAAUCGGUGGUCGAAGAUAGCGCAGUACUUGCCGGGCAGAACCGACAAUGAGAUCAAGAACUAUUGGAGAACCAGAGUCCAGAAACAGGCAAAGCAGCUCAAAUGUGAAGUCAAUAGCAAAGAAUUCAGAGAUGCCAUGCGUUUCGUCUGGAUGCCCCGUUUAAUGGAGCGGAUACAGGCCGCAUCCAGAUCUUCCACGGCCCAACCCGAUGUUUAUGACCCCAACAAAUCACUACAAAUCCCGGGUUCGGGCAUUCCUAUGAAUCCCGGGUUCGAGAAUUCGGGCGCUUCUUCGAUUUCACUGGAUACCCAGUUUUCGGACCCGUCUGAUUGCUACAACGUACCGGGCAAUUAUUAUUCUGAUAGCGCAUGCAACGGGUUCGGGUCAUACCCGGGACAAUUGGGCUUAGUUGAAAAUGAGGGGUCGUUAGGUGGAGGGGAGUCAUUGGAGAGUGUGUGGAAUGAGGAGAACAUUUUGUUCUUACAGCAGCAGCUUUCAUGAUUGUGAUUUUUUUCCUUAGUUUAUAUAUAUACAUACAUACAUAUAUAUAUGUAUGUAUGUAUGAAGUUGUAGUGAUGUUGGAAAAUGUAAAGAAUAAUGAUGGAGGCAUUGACAUGUAAAAGGUUGGGGUGUUUUUGAUUAACGUUAGCACGGCAUAUUAGAGAUUCAACGGUUGGUAGAGGCUUCCUUGUCUGAAGCAGCAGUAACUGCCGCAACCCUUGAAACAAAUGGUUUUUUCCCUGCAAAAGUCUAAACAAAUUUUUUU
Tripterygium wilfordii is the source of this 1146-nucleotide messenger RNA. Its product is annotated as transcription factor MYB78. The transcript has 3 exons. The record is from RefSeq and is a predicted model, not a curated record. Gene Ontology annotation, cellular component: nucleus. Gene Ontology annotation, molecular function: sequence-specific DNA binding; DNA-binding transcription factor activity. NCBI's taxonomy places the organism in Eukaryota, Viridiplantae, Streptophyta, Magnoliopsida, Celastrales, Celastraceae. Gene Ontology annotation, biological process: regulation of DNA-templated transcription. Bases 93 to 881 code for a protein of 262 amino acids.